Molecule: messenger RNA, 1462 nt
Organism: Tribolium madens (black flour beetle)
Lineage: Eukaryota; Metazoa; Arthropoda; Insecta; Coleoptera; Tenebrionidae
Product: histone acetyltransferase KAT8-like
Exons: 7
Coding region: 27-1382 (451 amino acids)
Biological process (GO): regulation of DNA-templated transcription
Molecular function (GO): histone acetyltransferase activity
Source: RefSeq, a predicted model, not a curated record
CCCUUCUGCACCGCCAAAAUUUCAAGAUGGCUGAUAGCAACAAGCCACUGGAGACGCCUUCCGAAACAAUGCGUAAAAAAUCAGAAAGUGAGAACAAACCGUCGCAAUCUCAUGACGAAGACAAUGAAAGUGUUGAAGAACAGCCCCUGGAAAUUGGGGAACAUUAUUUAGUGCAAAGAUCGGAGGAUUCUUGGUAUCCUGCUAAGAUAAUACAGACGAGAUAUGGCGAUAGUGAGUACGAAUAUUACGUGCAUUAUGAGGGGCAAAAUCGGCGGUUGGACGAAUGGGUGCCAAGGGCUAGGAUAAUGUCUUCUACGUUUAAUUUAACGGAAAGUGGACAGAAAAUGCCGACUGACAAAGUGUGGAAAGAGAGGCCUGUUGUUUCUGAUUUAUUGACUGACAGUUCUGAUAGAAAAAUUACCAGGAAUCAGAAGAGGAGACAUGAUGAAAUAAAUCACAUUCAAAAGACAUAUGCAGAAAUGGAUCCAACUACUGCAGCAUUAGAGAAAGAACAUGAACAAAUAACUAAAGUUAAAUAUAUUGAUAAAAUACAAAUAGGAAGGUUUGAGAUCGAUACAUGGUAUUUCAGCCCAUAUCCUGAAGAAUAUGGACGUCAAAGUAAAUUAUGGAUAUGCGAAUAUUGUCUUAAAUACAUGAGAUUAGAAAAAAGUUACAGGUAUCAUAUGAGUGAGUGUACCUGGAGACAACCAGUGGGUAAAGAAAUCUACAGAAAAGGAACACUUUCUGUUUAUGAAGUUGAUGGAAAAGACCACAAAAUUUAUUGUCAAAACCUUUGCCUCCUGGCAAAAUUAUUCCUAGACCACAAAACUCUCUACUUUGACGUUGAACCUUUCCUUUUUUACAUUUUAUGUGAAGUUGACAAACAAGGGGCCCACAUUGUUGGUUACUUCUCCAAAGAAAAAGAAUCUCCAGAUGGAAAUAACGUCGCUUGCAUUCUCACACUGCCCCCUUAUCAAAGACAAGGCUACGGCAAACUUUUGAUAGCUUUCAGUUACGAAUUAUCGCGUUUGGAAGGCACUGUUGGCAGUCCGGAACAGCCUCUUAGCGAUUUAGGAAAACUGAGUUACAGAAGUUAUUGGAGUUGGGUUUUAUUAGAAAUUUUGAGAGACUUUAGGGGCACGUUAUCAAUCAAAGAUUUAAGUCAAAUGACUAGUAUUACCCAAACUGACAUAAUCUCAACCUUGCAAAGUAUGAACAUGGUCAAAUAUUGGAAAGGCCAACACGUAAUUUGUGUCACACCCAAACUGGUAGAAGAACAUAUCAGAUCAAGUCAGUACAAAAGGCCGCGAUUGUGUGUUGACAGUACAGCGUUGCGAUGGGCCCCCAGAAGACACACCAACAAUAAAUUAGGAAAAAAAUAAUUCAAAAUUUAAAUUGUGAUAAUAUGUUUUAAGUUGUAUUACCUUGGAAUGUUUGUUGCUGAAUAAAGUUUUUUUUAUUA